Punica granatum (pomegranate) is the source of this 444-nucleotide messenger RNA. The record is from RefSeq and is a predicted model, not a curated record. Lineage: Eukaryota; Viridiplantae; Streptophyta; Magnoliopsida; Myrtales; Lythraceae.
AUGGAAGUAGCUCUUUGCUCCCUCGCCACAUUUCCUCUUGUCCCUCUCGUCCUCCUACUCCUCCAGCUGAUCGUCGCCACCGCCACCAUCUCCGCCGCCACGACGUCGUCAACCAAUGCAUCCGAGCACUUCAUAAAGAGCGCGUGCAGCAAGGCAGCGUACACAGAGCUCUGUGAGAGCUCCCUCUUGCCCCACACCGCCACCAUCAAUUCCAACCCCUCAGAGCUCAUCAAGACCGCCAUGACGGUCUACGAGUCCAACCUACAAGCCGCCCUACACGACGCGAUCAAAGCAAGGGAUGCGGCCAGGUCGAAGUACUACCAGUCUCCCACUCGCGAAAACGCGAAGGCCCUCCAUUCCACUAGUAUGGAAGUGGUUAGAUGGGUUUCUAAUAGGGUCCCUGAGAUGAAGGAAAUUAUAGGCAAGGGGACCCCGAAGUCCUAG